UAUGAACAGCCCUACACACACACUCUCUCUCUCUCUCUCUCUCUCUCUGUUGCAAGCUCUGCUACACCAAGUCAGUAAGAAAUGAGCAGCCGAGCGAGCCGGACGCUCUACGUUGGCAAUCUUCCUGGGGAUAUUCGUCUGAGAGAAGUUGAAGAUUUGUUUUUCAAGUAUGGGCCCAUAGUUGACAUUGAUCUGAAAGUACCUCCAAGACCGCCGGGUUAUGCUUUCGUUGAGUUUGAAGAUCCCCGUGAUGCCGAAGAUGCAAUUAAUGGUCGGGACGGAUAUAAUUUUGAUGGCUGUUGCUUAAGGGUUGAACUCGCACAUGGAGGUCGAGGAUAUUCAUCAUCAGCUGAUCGUUAUAGCAGUUACAGUAGCAGUAGCCGUGGGGUUUCCAGGCGUUCGGACUAUCGUGUGCUGGUGACUGGAUUGCCUUCUUCUGCUUCGUGGCAAGACCUGAAAGAUCACAUGCGGCGUGUUGGUGAUGUCUGUUUUUCUCAAGUCUUUCGUGAUCGUAGGGGUAUGACGGGAAUUGUGGACUACACAAACUAUGACGAUAUGAAAUAUGCUAUCAGGAAACUUGAUGACUCUGAAUUUCGAAAUGCCUUUUCUCGGACGUAUAUUCGGGUGAGGGAGUAUUAUUCAAGGCGAAGCUACUCCAGGAGUCCCAGUUAUGAUUCGAGGAGGAGCUACUCUAGAAGCCCUAGUUGCAGUCCAUAUAGAAGCCGUAGCCCUAGUUACAGCUAUGGCUAUCGUGGCCGCAGCAGAAGCCUUUCACCAAGGGGAAAAUAUUUACAUCACUCUCCGCCAGUAUCUGUAUCAUCUAGGUCUCACUCAAGGUCAAGGUCAAGAUCUCGAUCUCCAAUAUCAUCCCGUGCUCAGCGCCGACUGAACCGGUCUAGGUCGAGAAGCGCAUCUGUUUCCCGUUCCCCUUCUGUGAGAUCUGAAUGAAGCCGAUCCUUUGACACCAGGGACCGCUACUGAAGAUCAUGCUUAUGUAGCGUUUUUAGAUGUUUCAAGCAUCAGAUAGGCCCCGAGAUAGGAACUUAGCUUAACUAUAUAUUUUAUCUUUGAUAGGAUUAAUUAUGGAGCGCUUUCUUUGGGAAGUGGAUGAUGUUUAACCACUGAACUGAUGUCGUAUUGCAGAUCACACUCUUGAGUCCGAGUGUAAUAGUUCGACUGAACUGAAGCUAUGUCGUAAACUAAAUUAUUUACUUUAAACUUUUCA
Morus notabilis is the source of this 1225-nucleotide messenger RNA. Its product is annotated as serine/arginine-rich splicing factor SR30. Gene Ontology annotation, molecular function: mRNA binding. The transcript has 14 exons. Lineage: Eukaryota; Viridiplantae; Streptophyta; Magnoliopsida; Rosales; Moraceae. Gene Ontology annotation, cellular component: ribonucleoprotein complex; cytoplasm; nucleus. Bases 82 to 948 code for a protein of 288 amino acids. The record is from RefSeq and is a predicted model, not a curated record.